CCAUUAACAAGUUAUCUGUAAAUACAUAAGCUUUCACACAAACAGAACAUUCUAUUUGACAGACUUUCAUAUUACACAUGCUCACCUUUCAUCCAAACCCGCUCAAGCCAUGGCAACCAUCUGUUCCUGCCAAAAUUGUGAACACUUUGAAUGAGGGCAAGAACACCCAACAGUCCUCAGCAGGCAAAAUCAAACGCCUGGUUCUCCCCCAGGAAGGUAGAACGAAGUUAAACACCUACUCUGAUCGAGAUUUCUAUGCUUAUCCUCGCUUUGUGACCCAUGUGGAUGGUGGCUUUAUAUCCACAUUGACCAAUCUCUACAGAGAAAGGUUGAGACCUGGCUGGGAAAUUCUUGACCUCAUGAGCUCAUGGGUUAGCCAUCUUCCUGAGGAAGUGGCGUAUAAAAGAGUGGUGGGACAUGGACUAAAUGCACAAGAGCUUGCGAAGAACCCUCGGCUGGACUAUUUCUUUGUGAAGGACCUCAAUCAGGAGCAAGACCUUGAAUUGGAGAGCUGCAGCUUUGAUGCAGUGUUAUGCACCGUGAGUGUACAGUAUCUUCAACAGCCAGAGAAGGUAUUUGCAGAGGUUUUUCGGAUACUAAGGCCAGGAGGAGUUUUCAUUGUGAGCUUUAGCAAUCGAUUGUUCUUUGAGAAAGCCAUAAGCGCAUGGAGAGAUGGGACUGGAUAUAGUAGGGUACAACUGGUGGUGCAGUACUUCCAAUGUGUGGAAGGUUUCACACAGCCAGAUAUUAUUAGGAAGUUAGCAGCCCCUGCUGGUGCUGGAGAGGACAAAUCACCAUUCAGCUGGAUCAUGAAGCUGCUGGGAUUGUUGUCCGGAUCAGACCCUUUCUAUGCAGUGAUAGCUUACAAAAACUUCAAGCCUACAUAUGAAUGAUCAAUAUUGACAUUGGCUUUUCUAUAUGGAAGAGCAUGUACAAAUGUCCAUCAGUGCAUAUACCAUAUGACUUUGAGCAUUUUGAAAUGCCCCAAGAAAAGUCGAUUUUGUAGCAAUUCAAUUGUAGACCUCUAUUCCUCGGGUUGUGUCAGGACACUAAUAACUAAGUUAUCAUAAGUGAUAUUUUGCUAA
Messenger RNA from Carya illinoinensis, 1085 nucleotides. RefSeq lists its product as uncharacterized. The record is from RefSeq and is a predicted model, not a curated record. Bases 78 to 893 code for a protein of 271 amino acids. Gene Ontology annotation, molecular function: S-adenosylmethionine-dependent methyltransferase activity. The transcript has 2 exons. NCBI's taxonomy places the organism in Eukaryota, Viridiplantae, Streptophyta, Magnoliopsida, Fagales, Juglandaceae.